Molecule: messenger RNA, 530 nt
Organism: Cimex lectularius (bed bug)
Lineage: Eukaryota; Metazoa; Arthropoda; Insecta; Hemiptera; Cimicidae
Product: cGMP-dependent protein kinase, isozyme 2 forms cD4/T1/T3A/T3B-like
Exons: 2
Coding region: 1-429 (142 amino acids)
Source: RefSeq, a predicted model, not a curated record
AUGUGCUGCGCCCUUACGACAUCGGCUUUUAACGAACAAGCGCACUCUGUCAACACGGGCCAGUAUCGCGAGGCUGUCAAGCACGUGUGCUUAUGGACUAGCGGAAAAGGAGACAUGAGCGGGGUGGUGUCGAGGUGUCCGGCCGAGCUGGAGGCCCGGAUCCUCCAGCUUGAGGAGGAGUUAAAAGCGAAAGAGAGCGAAAUCCUGGAGUUGAGGUCCCAACUGGACAAAUUCCAGUCGGUGUUCCCCUAUCACAUUUCCGGAAAUAAUACCAACAACAACAACAACACCUACUACAACGCCAAGGGCGAGUUGUCUCGGCCGAGGAAACAGCGUGCCCAGGGUAUUUCCGCCGAACCACAGGAUUUUGCAACCAUCCAGGAGUUGGCCAACACCAAGUUCCCGUCCUACAACAAAAAUGACAGGUAAUUGAUAGCUUAACAAAACAAAAUUUAGUAUUAUUACCAUGGGAAAAGCCCUAACAGAUGAAUACUAAGACGACAAGCAAACGUGUGGGUUAAUUUCGACGU